AUGAUCGGUGUGAUCGCGCCCUAUGUGGCGAAGAUCCGCCGCUCCUACCAGUCGAACGACAUCAUUGACCGAUUAAACUACCACUACACGGCCCUUAUUGUGAUGAUCGGUGCCAUUACGCUGGCUGCCACGCAGUACGUCGGAAAGCCCAUUCAGUGCUGGGUCCCUGCCCAAUUCACUGGAUCUUGGGAGAGAUACGCUGAAACCUUCUGCUUCAUCAAGGGUAGCUACUAUCUCCCUAUGGAUGACAACAUUGGCAGCGAUUUCAUCGAGCGGGAUGACGCCGUUAUUGGCUACUAUCAAUGGGUCCCAAUUGUGCUUGCCGUACAAGCUUUCCUAUUCUACUUGCCCUCCCUCGUGUGGAAGGCACUGAAUUUUAAUACUGGAAUUAAUGUUAAGUCAAUUUUGGUAUCAGCCGCCCAGAUCAAGAAGAAAAUCGAUAAGGAAUCUCGAGACGACCAGGUAAAACGCGCUGCUCAUCAUAUUGAAGAGGCUCUAGAUAUGCAGCGGGAACUAAAGAGCGAUUCGUGCGAUGUAGUCAAAAGAUGGCGAAAAUCAGGGCGCUACCUGUCUUUCCUCUACAUUGGUGUAAAGCUGCUCUAUGUUUUGAACAUUUUUGUUCAAUUCGCGAUCUUCAAGAUGUUCCUUGGAACGAAGAGCAGUUUCUGGGGUUGGGAGGUCCUCAACGACAUCCGAUCCGGUCGUGAAUGGGAAGAAACCGGCAAUUUCCCCCGUGUCACAAUGUGCGAUUUCAAUGUACGUGUUAUGGGGAAUCUACAUCGCUGGACUGUGCAAUGUGUUCUGAUGAUUAACAUGUUCACCGAGAAGAUUUACGUGUUCUUAUGGUUCUGGUUCCUGUUGGUCGGCGUCUUCUCCGUUGUCUCGCUUGUCUACUGGCUAGCCUCCCUGGUGAUGCCAAGCAGCCAACGGGAAUUUGUCUCAAAGUAUCUCCGGUGUAACGGUGCUAUCCCUGAAUCUUCCGGCAAAGAUGAUGCUGAGGUGUCAAGAUUCGUGAAGAAUUUCUUGACACCAGACGGUGUUUUCUUAUCCCGUCUGAUUCAGACAAACGGAGGGGACCUCCUCGCUGGCGAAAUUGUCACCGAGCUCUACAAAGCUCAUCAGCGACGCCAAAACGUAUCCAUCGAUUCCCCGAACACCUCACAA
This is a messenger RNA of Mesorhabditis spiculigera, 1164 nucleotides long. The record is from the annotation of a GenBank genome assembly. NCBI's taxonomy places the organism in Eukaryota, Metazoa, Nematoda, Chromadorea, Rhabditida, Rhabditidae.